AUGAAGAGUGAUCAGAAUUCUAUGAAGGAAAUCCGAUGCAAUUGCCGGAACAAAUUUGCAGACUUUCUGUCGCCUGAUCAAAAGAAUCUCUUAGUGCAACUUAAUCAAAGUUUUGUAUCUUCUUCUUCUACAUCGAAGCGUAGUUCUUGGAGUUCAAAUACCGAUUGUUGUUCUUCUUGGGAUGGUGUUACAUGUGAUAAAAGUGGUCAUGUUUUAAGUUUAGACCUUAGUAAUGAAUCCAUUCAAGAUGGAGUAAAUAGUUCUAGUAGUUUAUUCAAGUUCCGGUAUCUUGAGAGAUUGAAUUUGGCAUUCAACUACUUCGGUUCUAUACCGAUACCUGUGGGGUUUAAUAAGCUUGUCAACUUGACUUACCUCAAUUUGUCAAAUUCGGGUUUUAAUGGGCAGAUUCCAAUUUCAUUCUCGCGUAUGACAAGGUUAGUUACACUCGAUCUUGCAACUUAUCAAUUUCCGGGAAGUAUUCCGUUCACAUUGAACAAUCCUGAUCUUAAUACGCUUACUCGUAACUUAAAAGAAGUUAGAAUAUUAUCUUUAGACGGUGUUAACAUAUCAGCACAAGGUAGCAAGUGGUGUAAAGCGUUCUCGAGUUCAGUACCUAAAUUGCAAGUCUUGAGUCUAUCCAACUGUUAUCUGUCAGGUCCAUUUGAUAAAUCUCUUAUACAGCUUCAGUCACUCUAUGAAUUACGUCUCAGCGGGAAUAAUAUAUCAAGUGAAGUACCAGAGUUCUUUAGCGAAUUCCGCAACUUGACGUUUUUAGAUUUGAGUUCUUGCGAGUUGUACGGGAACUCCCCGGAAAGGAUUCUCAAGGUAAGAACACUUCAGAAACUCUAUCUUGCAAAUAAUGAUCAUCUUCAAGGUUCAUUACCAGAAAUUCCCAUGCAUGGACUGCUUCAGGAGUUAAUAUUGCUAAACACAAGUUUUUCUGGCGAGUUACCGAAUUCCAUAGGUAAUCUUAGAUUUUUAUCCCGCUUGGAUCUUUGGCAUUGUAGAUUUAAUGGACCAAUUCCUUCUUCAGUGUCAAAACUCAAACAACUUCAAUAUUUGGAUCUAUCUGAAAACAGUUUCACUGGAACACUUCCAAUGGCUUUGUUUGUAAUACCUUCACUACAAUACAUGGAUCUUUCUGAGAAUCAGUUCACUGGUCAACUUGGUCAGUUUGUCAACGGAUCUUCAUCUUCUCUAGAGACCCUUGAUUUGAGUAUGAAUAAGCUGCAGGGACCUAUUCCGGCAACAUUGUUUGAACUAUCUAGACUUGACACUCUUACACUUUCUUCAAACAAUUUCAGUGGGAUAGUAAAUUUGGAUGCACUUUUUAAUUAG
This is a messenger RNA of Papaver somniferum (opium poppy), 1338 nucleotides long. Its product is annotated as receptor-like protein 7. The record is from RefSeq and is a predicted model, not a curated record. The transcript has 3 exons. The coding region runs from base 1 to 1338 and encodes 445 amino acids. Gene Ontology annotation, molecular function: protein binding. NCBI's taxonomy places the organism in Eukaryota, Viridiplantae, Streptophyta, Magnoliopsida, Ranunculales, Papaveraceae.